This is a messenger RNA of Didymodactylos carnosus, 876 nucleotides long. The record is from the annotation of a GenBank genome assembly. NCBI's taxonomy places the organism in Eukaryota, Metazoa, Rotifera, Eurotatoria, Philodinida, Philodinidae.
AUGCAACUAACACAAUUAAUUUGUUGGUCUGUAAGAGCAUUCGCUGAAUUAGAAAUUGAUGUAAUUAGUGUUGAACGAAUUCAAGAAUAUUCUAAAUUAAAAAGCGAAUCAUUAUGGGAGGAAACAAAAUCAUUGACAAACUGGCCAACGAAUGGAGAAAUUACGUUUGAGCAAUUAUCUGUUCGUUACAGAGACGGUCUUGACCCUGUUUUGAAAGAUAUAUCAUUUAAUGUACAACCAGGAGAGAAAAUAGGAAUUGUUGGGCGAGCUGGUAAAACGUCAUUAUGUUUGUCUUUAUUUCGAAUUAUUGAACCGAUCAGUGGUAGAAUAUUAAUUGAUAAUGUUGAUAUAUCACAAUUAGGUUUACACGAUUUACGAUCCAAAAUUACAAUUAUACCACAAGAUAUGGUAAUAUUUGAUGAAACGAUUCGUUUCAAUUUGGAUCCUAAUGGAAUUUAUAGUGAUGAAGAAAUAUGGAAUGUUUUAGAAUUAUCACAUUUGAAACGUCGAAUAAUUCAAUUAGAAAAUGGACUUUUAUAUCACCUGAUCGGUGGUGGAGAAAUCCUAAGUGCUGGUGAAAAACAAUUACUAUGUUUUGCUCGUGCAUUAUUACGCCAAAGUAAAAUUUACGUGCUUGAUGAAGCAACAGCAUCAAUUGAUUUAGGAACAGACUAUUUAAUACAGGACACAAUACGUAAAAUGUUAAAUAAUACAACAGUACUAACAAUAGCACAUAGAUUAAAUACAGUAUUAGAUAGUACAAAAAUUCUUGUUCUUUCGAAUGGAACGAUUCAACAAUAUGAUUCGCCAUCUAAAUUAGCAUUAAAUUCAAUUCAAAUUUCUGAAUUAUUAAAAGAUGUGAAUAUUCUCGCGUAA